Acanthoscelides obtectus is the source of this 672-nucleotide messenger RNA. NCBI's taxonomy places the organism in Eukaryota, Metazoa, Arthropoda, Insecta, Coleoptera, Chrysomelidae. The record is from the annotation of a GenBank genome assembly.
AUGAUUAUUUUGCCUAAUCCUAAAGUGGAGGAAGAGACCUACACUGGACAGAAUGUUCGCUCGUUACUUAUAGCAAAAUCCGGAAAACCGCAUAAUAUCGGAGAGAAGUUAAUUUUGUCAGCCGUUGAAGAGGUUUUAAAAACUGUUUUACACAAACCUGCAUCUGAUAUAAUUAAAAGAAUUCCCUUAAGCAACAAUACUGUUGAAAGACGUAUUGAUGAAAUGAGUUCUGAUAUUGAAAGCUUCUUAUGUAAUUAUUUGCAAACGACCCAUUUCUCUAUACAACUGGACGAGUCAACUUUACCUGAUAAUGCAGCAUUAUUAUUGGCAUAUGUUCGUUUUAUUAUGAAUCAAGAAAUCUACGAAGAACUGCUCUUCGCAAGAACUUUGAUAACCGACAUUAAAGAUGAAUCAAUAUUUCAUGUUUUGAAGGAUUACUUCAUUGAAAAAGCAAUUCCUUUAUCCAAUAUAAUAUCAGUAGCUACAGAUGGAGCUCCUGUCAUGGGUGCCGACAAACUAGCUGGCCAAAUUUCAAGAGGAAUACCGAUUGAUGAUAUGCAGUUAUGUGCAAUGGCAGUUAGCACCAAUUUGAACUUCCUCGUAAAUGGAAGUGACCAUCAUGGUAGUGAUUCUUUAUUUGUAUGUAAGAGCUUCAUUACAUUAAAAAUAUAA